AAUGGACCAAGCCCUGGUUUACUCACAUCUGUCCAGUAUUUAAGGCACAGUACCACAGAUGUCAGAGUAAAUAUAGACUCUCACAUUACAAUAACUGGACAAGAACAUCUGCGCAAGGAUGAAGACAUUACAUGCAAUGCUACUGGUGCUGUUUGUUGCAUCAGUCUUUUCAAAACCAUUUCCUUUGCGCAGAAGAUUUGAUUCAUCAGAAUCUGUGCAAUCUAGUUUCAGUUCAGAGGAAAAUGAUUCAAGCAGAGAAGACAGGGAUGAUUCACGGUCCCAAGAGAAUUCUGAUUCAAACGAGUCUAACUCACGUGAAUCUUCGGAGGAAGAUACCAGAGUUGUGCCAAGCACAAGAAGUCCACCGACCACUCGCAAGACAACAACACCAUCAAUGAUCACUCUUGAGACAACAACAACCACUCUUGAGACAACAACACCAUCAACGACCACUGACAUGACAACAACAACAUCAACGACCACCGAGAUGACAACAACACUAUCAGCAACCACUGAAAAGACAACAGCACCCUCAACUAUCACAACACACAUCAUCACACAGUGUAUUACUGUACCAAGGGGUGAUGGUAAUGUUAUCUUGCAGUGUGUCUAAUAAAUCAUCUUUUCAUGCAAAACAAACAAACUAAAAAGGUGAAUGUUUAAAGGUGUACAAUUCAAGUAAUGUUUAUAUGCUGAUGAUGAAGGUCUUGAUACUGAAUGAUGUAACUUUUAAAAUGAUCUACUUUUAAUCUGCAUGCCCCUAUGGUUUUAAGUGCAUAUUUAGAAUAAAAAUAUUUCAA
Labeo rohita (rohu) is the source of this 800-nucleotide messenger RNA. RefSeq names its product secretory calcium-binding phosphoprotein 8 (gene scpp8). NCBI's taxonomy places the organism in Eukaryota, Metazoa, Chordata, Actinopteri, Cypriniformes, Cyprinidae. The coding region runs from base 119 to 613 and encodes 164 amino acids. The record is from RefSeq and is a predicted model, not a curated record. The transcript has 3 exons.